This is a messenger RNA of Cladophialophora psammophila CBS 110553, 1428 nucleotides long. RefSeq lists its product as uncharacterized. NCBI's taxonomy places the organism in Eukaryota, Fungi, Ascomycota, Eurotiomycetes, Chaetothyriales, Herpotrichiellaceae. Gene Ontology annotation, molecular function: catalytic activity. The transcript has 2 exons. Bases 1 to 1428 code for a protein of 475 amino acids. The record is from RefSeq and is a predicted model, not a curated record.
AUGACAACAAGACCAGCACGACUGUUCCGACGGCACGCGUUGGCAAAGCUCCGUUCUGGAAACUUGACAAACUAUUCUUCAACGUCACGGCCACCUAUACGAAGAUCACUGUCCACUACUCCCGGCAAGUCAGCCUCCCACAAACAACUACCCAACCGUCUGCCCCUCCAGGGUCUCAAGAUCCUCGACCUCACGCGCGUCCUUGCCGGCCCCUUCUGCACGCAGAUCCUCGCAGACUACGGCGCUUCGGUCUUGAAGGUCGAGCAGCCGGGGAUCGGCGACGAGACGCGGCAAUGGCGCACGCACAACGAGUCCCAGAAGUGGAAGGAUCAGUACAAGCUGAUGAGCCUGUACUUUGCGGCCGUGAACCGGAACAAGAAGUCCGUGACCGUCAAUUUCAAGGACGAGAGGGGGUGCGAGAUCGUGAGGAGGCUCGCGAGAGAGUGGGAGGACGGUGUCGACGUCGUGGUGCACAACUUUUUACCCGGCAAGAUGGAAAGCAUGGGCUUGGGGUACGAGCAGUUGAAGACGGCCUUGGGCGGUGAUGCCGGCGAGAAAUUGAUCUACGCCGCUGUUAGCGGGUAUGGUCCGUCCGGCCCAAGUGCGCAGAGAGCCGGUUAUGAUGCUAUUGCGCUGGCCGAGGCCGGGUUGUUGCAUAUCACCGGCCAAGAGAGCGGGCCUCCGUCAAAACCUGGCGUUGCAAUGGCUGACUUGUGCACGGGGUUGUAUACCCAUGGCGCUAUCCUUGCGGCCUUGUAUCAGAGGGACAGGACUGGAAAAGGCUGCUUGAUCAAUGGGAGUCUGUUUGAGAGUAGCCUGAGUCUGCUCAUUAAUGUUGGAUUGGCGAGUCUGAAUCUAGACCUUAAUAAAGGUCCUGAGCAAAGGCGAAGAGGAAAGAGACUAGGUUUAGAACAUCCUAGUUUGGUACCCUAUGGAGGGUUUGAAACGAGGGACAAGAAGAUGGUGUACGUGGCGGCGAAUAACAACAGACAAUGGAAAGGCUUUUGUGGACGCAUGGGUGUUGCUGGGUUAGGUGAAGACGAGAGAUUCAGCACGAACGACGGGCGGGUUGAGAACAGAGCGGAGAUCAAUCGGAUUCUGCAGGAGAAGUUCCGGGAAAAGACGAAAGAUGAGUGGAUGGCUGUGUUCGAAGGGAGUGGAUUGCCAUAUGGGGCGAUUAACGAUGUGGUUGAGGCAUUGGAACAUCCUCAAGCCCAAGCUCGAAAUAUGGUGUUCGAUGUGGAGGAUUUUGAAGCGGCAAGAGAUGGUGUUCUCAAGUUGAUUGGACCAGCCGUGAAGUUUGAGGGAGCACAAAUGAAUGUGAGGCUGAAGCCACCGCUGUUGGGCGAGCAUACCGAGCAGGUAUUAGGAGGGCUUGGAUAUGCCACUGAUGAGGUCGCCGAGUUGAGGAGGGCUGGAGUCGUCUGA